CCGGUGGCCUCGGUGGAAUCGGUGGAUUUUAGUGCUGAGGUACUCGCAUGUGUCGGGCUUCCGUUGGUUUUCUUUUUUGCCGGUGUGUGCUGUAGAUUCGGGCUCCGUUGCUUAGAUGCAGUGCAUUCGGUGAAAUGUUCCGGCGCGUUGUCACAGGCGUGAGCAUUUUCGGUGGCGGUGUGGCAGCUUUUGUGGUCUGCAGUGAGCAAGCGAAGAAGCAUACCGUGCGAGCCUCUUGGACUACAAACUUCGAGCCGACCGUUCAGUGGGACAGCAACUGGGACAGGAGGGAGCCCGAGUGUUGCACAAAACCUCCCAAGAAUACGUCAGAAAAAGAACAGAAUCGCUAUAAUGAAGAAGUGCAUAAUGCAAAGCCAACAGCAACACGGUACCUUUACAUCAUUCGACAUGGCCAAUACAACAUGCGAGGGGACUCAGAUAAAGACUUCACUCUGACGGAAUUGGGUCGCAAGCAGGCAGAUCUGACAGGCCAGCGGCUAAAGCACUUGGGAAUCCCUUUCACGCGACUCGUUCACUCCAACAUGACACGAGCCAUCGAAACGGCCGAGAUCAUUCACAAGCACUUGGAACCGCUUCCCAUGGAAUCGUGCGAGUUAAUCCGGGAAGGGGCACCUGUGCCUCCUGAACCUCCGUUUGGAACCUGGAAGCCUGAAGCCAAGGUGUUUUUUACAGAUGGUGCCCGGAUAGAAGCCGGCUUUCGCAAGUAUUUCUACCGCGCAUCUUCCAGUCAAAAGGAGGACUCCCACGAGAUCAUCGUUUGCCAUGCAAACGUAAUUCGAUACUGGAUAUGCAGGGCACUGCAGUUUCCUCCCGAGGCGUGGUCGCGCAUCUCUCUGGCCAACUGCAGCAUCUCUGUUGUGAGGAUCCCUCCCUCGGGCCGAGUGUCCGUGCGGUCACUUGGCGACACGGGCCACUUCCCUAGGGAAAUGAUUACGACCACCUAGCCUCUUGGCCAGUUAGGACCGUAGUUAUUCGCGCUUAUGUUUUUGAGGCUCCAUUGCUUUUGCACCUGAUAUAAGUAUACGAAGCAGACUCAUAGUUUUUAUACGUUCUUAUUUUUUCGGACCGCCAAGUCGCUUAUUGUAAUUUAUGCACAUCUUAGUGAUGACGCUUGACUGUACAAUUCUGUUGGAAAUGCAUUUUCCACAAUAAAAUAGGCUCGAAUAUGCAUGUGUAGUCUUGUGAUUUAAGAUAUUUGUCGGCGUUGCCCAUUUCCUGGUGAUCGUGUAAAGACUGUGUCACUAGUGCUUGAGAAGUUUUAUUUUCCUUAGUUCACCCAGGACAAGUACCAGAGUGUGCAAAAAUGGUUUUAUAAGAAACGUCAGUUGCAUGCUCUACUUGCAAAUUGUCUUUAAAACAGCACUCCUCAUAUAUAAACACCAGUGAAUGCUUAGCUUAAACCAAUUCACACAUCGUGCGAAACCAGAAUUUUUUUUUUCAUAUGUAAUUUGAAGAGGAAGUUGUUACUUGCUGGGUCACGCAUUCAUGCAAGUGUGUGCACCCAUAUUCAUCGGAAUUGAAAACCGGCGACGUCGUUGUGCUUUCUUUGCGUCUGAGGUUAAAGGAAGCAAAGGUGAUGU
Molecule: messenger RNA, 1601 nt
Organism: Dermacentor silvarum
Lineage: Eukaryota; Metazoa; Arthropoda; Arachnida; Ixodida; Ixodidae
Product: serine/threonine-protein phosphatase PGAM5, mitochondrial
Exons: 5
Coding region: 135-965 (276 amino acids)
Biological process (GO): positive regulation of mitochondrial fission
Cellular component (GO): mitochondrion
Source: RefSeq, a predicted model, not a curated record